This is a messenger RNA of Hypomesus transpacificus, 2233 nucleotides long. It is a transcript of the gene slc25a6, whose product is annotated as solute carrier family 25 member 6. Gene Ontology annotation, cellular component: mitochondrial inner membrane. The record is from RefSeq and is a predicted model, not a curated record. The coding region runs from base 148 to 1044 and encodes 298 amino acids. The transcript has 4 exons. Lineage: Eukaryota; Metazoa; Chordata; Actinopteri; Osmeriformes; Osmeridae. Gene Ontology annotation, biological process: mitochondrial ATP transmembrane transport; mitochondrial ADP transmembrane transport. Gene Ontology annotation, molecular function: ATP:ADP antiporter activity.
GCGAUACCUUGUGCAUCCUCCCAUUUUGUACAGUUGCGGAUGCUGAUCUUUCGGUACCCAGAGCUAAACCCCUGCACGCGCGCAUCACUUCUCGCAGCUUCAUUUUUGUCCCCCAUCCCCUGAAUUGACACCAAGGAAAAAUUUACCAUGGCAGACGCAGCCAUUUCUUUUGCAAAGGACUUUUUGGCCGGAGGAGUAGCUGCUGCCAUCUCCAAAACGGCAGUGGCACCAAUAGAGCGAGUGAAGCUGCUCCUGCAGGUCCAACAUGCCAGCAAACAGAUCACUGCGGAUAUGCAGUACAAGGGCAUUGCAGACUGCCUCGUUCGCAUUCCCAAGGAGCAAGGCUUUGCGUCCUUCUGGAGAGGCAACAUGGCCAACGUCAUCCGCUACUUCCCUACCCAGGCCCUCAACUUUGCGUUCAAGGACAAGUACAAGCAGGUAUUUCUGGGCGGAGUUGACAAGCACACUCAGUUCUGGCGCUAUUUCGCCGGUAACCUGGCAUCCGGGGGUGCCGCUGGUGCCACCUCCCUCUGCUUCGUCUACCCGUUGGAUUUUGCCCGUACCCGGUUGGCAGCUGACGUAGGCAAGGCUGGCGCCACCCGCGAGUUCAAUGGGCUUGCAGACUGCCUGAAAAGGAUCUCCAAGUCUGAUGGCGUUAAGGGGCUUUACCAGGGCUUCGGAGUGUCUGUGCAGGGCAUCAUCAUCUACAGGGCAGCCUACUUUGGCGUAUAUGACACCGCGAAAGGUAUGCUUCCUGAUCCCAAGAACACCCACAUAUUAGUGAGCUGGAUGAUCGCCCAGUCGGUUACAGCGGUGGCAGGGGUGGUGUCCUAUCCGUUUGACACAGUGAGGCGGCGUAUGAUGAUGCAGUCAGGACGCAAAGGAGCGGAUAUUAUGUACACUGGCACCCUGGAUUGCUGGAAGAAGAUCGCCCGUGACGAGGGUGGCAAGGCUUUCUUCAAGGGUGCCCUGUCCAACGUGCUGCGAGGCAUGGGCGGAGCAUUCGUGCUGGUGCUCUAUGACGAGUUCAAGAAAUAUGUUUAAAUUCGACUUCCCUUCCACCUCUCCCUGCCCAAGGACCAGGCCAUUUCUUAGAGUAGCUCUUCCACCUUAUUAAAAUAAAUAACUUAACCCUGACCCUGUGCCCUGGGUUACCGAGCAGUAUAUGGGAGGUUAUUAUGUAAGUAAUACAUAGAGAGCACAACAUCCCUCUCAUGGUCCACCAGUUUACUAUUCAUUUAAAACAUAGCUUAUAUAUAUAUAUAUACUUUAUUUUGCUGUGUGUGUUCGAUUGUUUCCUUCGAUUGAUUGUGUUUGUUUGCACAGAAUAGUUAUACAGAGUAGCUCAUCUAUAUAUAUUUUACCUUUGCUCUGACUCUGAUGAGCUUUCCCGGUUAAAAUGUGAACAAAGUAUUUCUUCUUUUGUUAUUGUAUUGCUUAGCCAUGGCCCACCUUCUGAUUGAAAUAUUAUAUUCCUUGAAUGUUCUCAAGUAUCUGCUCUGCGGUUCAGUGUCAUCUAUGUAAUGCCCUGUUGUGUCAGAAACACACCUCUAGAGGGCGUCACCAGACCACACUUCACUCAGCCCUCCCCAGACGCCUUUGAAGCAGCACAGAGAAGAAUAAACCUUUGAGGCUCAGCCACAGCACUUAUCUGGCAAUGAAUAAGAGUUCAAAGAAUUAUGUUUUAUGUUGUGAAAUUCAAGAUUAGAGAAGUGUUAAAUGCAGAUGGUUGUGUCACUUUGUCCGAGGUAUUUGACAAGACUCCCUAAUUCUUAACAGACACGAUUUCAUGAGGAGAAAAAAUCAGCGAAACCCAACAGCUGAAGGGAAUCUGAGAAUAUCUGUUGUCAGAAUAAAUUGCGCUUUCACUCAUAUUCCUUGAGACAUUGAAAGUUUAUUCCAAUUUUUUUCUUCUUUUGGAUCCCCUUUUAAGUGUUUUCCUAGCAGGGUAAUAAGGGUAGUCAUGUUGUCCGUGACUAUUUUCCUGUCAGGCGGAGACCGGGGCCUGUGUGGCAUGGAGGCGGUCCUGACAGCCCACACCGAGGGCUCAGUAAUGGGAGAGGCAGAGGGAGGGUGGCUGCUAGGUCAAACAUUGCACUGUGUGUAGCACAUGAGCUUUGUUGUCGUAUGGAUACAGUCUGUACACAUUGAAUGGCCAUACUAUAUUUGUUGUGGUCGCACACUGACUGAGUAGUUUGAAUGACUGUAUUGUUUCAAUAAAACUCAAUACCUC